AUGUUAGCAGAUGGCGUUGUCAAUUAAAUGUUAGCAGAUGGCGUUGUCAAUUAAAUGUUAGCAGAUGGCGUUGUCAAUUAAAUGUUAGCAGAUGGUGAUAUGAGUCUUUCAGGUGAUGUUUCUUGCGUGACCUAUAAUCUGGUUGGACGGUAACAGGAGGCUUCUUCAACAGCGACAAAAGGCUUCUGAUUCAACCAAAGCGGUGGUUUGCUAGCGAACCUAAAACCGAAACAUUGAAGCGCUUUUGACCAAUCUUGUGUAUAUUACUCUUAGUGUUUACAUUGUUGUGUGUAUAUUAUUCUUGGUGUUUAGAACACAAUUAUAUUUACGUAUCUACUAGUUCAUCUAAACGCUUAAAUUAGCAAAUGUGUUAACUAGAUACGGCACUAGGCUAAUCUCCCGGAGCAUAAACUCACUAAACUCAACGGAGAAAGAAGCUCUGGUGAACGGAGACGAAGAAGCUUUCAGGAUGAUAAAGGAGGAAGAGGAGGCUAUUGCUUUGAAAGAAGAAGUGGAUGAUAUUACAGUGAAAGAGGAAGACGGGAAAGAGGUCAGAGUGGAGGAGGAGGAGGAGGUAGCAGCUUUCAGAAUCAAAAAGGAGGAAGAUUCCAUAACAUUGAAAGAAGAGGAAGAGGAGGAUAUCUCAAUUAAAGAGGAGGAAGAUGUUUUAGGAGUGAAAAGGAUGAGACUGAAGUACCGAUUAACACCAGACAAUGCUAUCUCAACCCCUUCCACCCUCCUGGAGUCACUUUGUCGUGCCUCUCCCGGUAGCACCUUACUGCUGGGUAUGAAGACGUUGUCUGUGCUGCUGGUGGACUGCAGGAAAACAACGGGGCUGAGUGGAACUGUGAGAGGAGGAGAAGAGAAGAAAGGAUCAGAUUUGACACAUCAAAAAGAGGUCUGCUGUUUGGAGAAAGAAGCUCUGGCGAUGAACAUUGUCGUGAAAGAAGAAGAAGAAGAGGAGGAUAUUACUCUGAAAGGAGAGGAAGAAUCUUUCAGAAUGAAGAAGGAGGAAGAGGAGGCUGUUAUAGUGAAAGAAGAGAGAGAACCGUUUAGAGAGGAAGAGGAUGCUAUCUCAAUAAAGGUGAAGGAGGAAGACGUUUUGGGAGUGAAAGAGGAGGAGACAGAAUAUCAGAUUAACACCAGAGAGAGACAUGACUAUCGUGGAUCCUCUGGGGAGCCUCAACAACAUCCUGAUGCUGACGAGGCAGAGAAGAGUCUUUCCAGAUCAGAACACCAGAUGGACAACGCUAGCCCUUCCUCCCUCCCGGAGUCCCUGUGUCGUGCCUCUCCCGGUAGCACCUUACUGCUGGGUAUGAAUAGGUUGUCUGUGCUGCUGGUGGACUGCAGUAAAACAACAGGGCUGAGUGGAACUGUGAGAGGAGGAGCAGAGAAGAAAGGAUCAGAUUUGACUCACCAAAGAGGAAAACCAAACUUGGAGGAACCAGAGACGUCCGAACCAGCAAGACGACACCUCUGCUGCCAUUGUGGAAAGAGUUUUACCAAGUUAGGAAGCCUGAACAGACAUGAGAGGGGACACACAGAACCGAAGACACAAAAUUGCGCCCAGUGUGAAAAGAGUUUUAGCUACUUAGGAAAUCUGAAAGCUCAUGAGCGAACACACACACGGGAGAUGCCUUUCCAUUGCUCCCAGUGUGGAAAGAAUUUUAAGCGGUUAGACACUCUCAAAACCCAUGAGCAAAUACAGACUAGGGAGAAGCCGUACCAUUGUGCCCAGUGUGGAAAGAGUUUUAGCCAGUCAGGAACCCUGAAGGAACACAUGAGACUGCACACAAGGGAGAAGCCUUACUACUGCUCACAUUGUGGGAAGAGUUUUAGCCAUUUAGUGAGCAUGAAAAGACAUGAGAGGAUACACACAGGAGCGAAGCCACACCUGUGCUCCCAGUGUGGAAAGAGUUUUAAGCGGUUAGACACUCUCAAAACCCAUGAGCAAAUACACAUUAGGCAGAAGCUGUACCAUUGUGCCCAGUGUGGAAAUAGUUUUAGCAAGUCAGGAAGCCUGAAAGUUCAUGAGCGAAUACACACAGGGGAGAAGUCAUACCUUUGCGCCCAGUGUGGAAAGAGUUUUAGCCAGUCAGGAAGCCUGAAGGAACACAUGAGACUGCACACAAGGAAGAAGCCUUACUACUGCUCACAUUGUGGGAAGAGUUUUAACCAUUUAGUGAGCAUGAAAAGACAUGAGAGGAUACACACAGGAGCGAAGCCACACCCGUGCUCCCAGUGUGGAAAGAGUUUUAAGCGGUUAGACACACUCAAAACCCAUGAGCAAAUACACAUUAGGCAGAAGCUGUACCAUUGUGCCCAGUGUGGAAAGAGUUUUAAGCGGUUAGACACUCUCAAAACCCAUGAGCAAAUACACAUUAGGCAGAAGCUGUACCAUUGUGCCCAGUGUGGAAAGAGUUUUAAGCGGUUAGACACUCUCAAAGCUCAUGAGCGAAUACACACAGGGGAGAUACCAUACCAUUGCGCCUAGUGUGAAAAUAGUUUUUGCCGGUCAGGAAGCCUGAAAGUUCAUGAGAAUACACACGGGAGAACCCAUACCACUGCUCCCUGUGUUCAAAGUGUUUUACCCAUUUAGGAAGCCUGAAGGAAGACAUGAGACUGCACACAGGGGAGAAGCCUUACAAAUGUUCAGACUGUGGGAAGACAUAUUACUCAUCACAGUCACUUACAAAACAUGAGAAUCCACACAGGAGAGAAUAAUUACUUAUCCUUGUGUGUAAACUUGUAAUUCACAUCACAUACACUUAAAAUUCAUCAGAGAGCGUACACACUGCUCCCAUUGUCUUAUGUUGUUGACUGACAAUGUUUACUUGUUUAUACUAUAAGAAAUUAAAUUGUACACAGUAAACUCAAACAUAUAUAUUUGUAUGUUUUUAUUCGAAAACAUGAAUUGAAUAUGGAGUGUGUCAAUUUGAAUAUAGAGUAAAUCAUAUAAUCUCCUGUUCCUGGGAGGAUCAUUAUGUGUUGCAAACCCGAUGCACCUGCAUCCUUGUAUGAAUAAAGUCCCUCCCAGGAACAGGAAACUAUAAAGAUAUGUGCUCAUCACCCAAUGUUUCAGGAAUUCAGGCUGUCUCCACUGCGCUGUGUAUGUUAUUCUCUCUGAGCUCAGAAAUAAAGAGACUUGGUUUGA
Molecule: messenger RNA, 3154 nt
Organism: Oncorhynchus tshawytscha (Chinook salmon)
Lineage: Eukaryota; Metazoa; Chordata; Actinopteri; Salmoniformes; Salmonidae
Product: zinc finger protein 436-like
Exons: 6
Coding region: 470-2494 (674 amino acids)
Biological process (GO): central nervous system development; regulation of transcription by RNA polymerase II
Cellular component (GO): nucleus
Molecular function (GO): RNA polymerase II cis-regulatory region sequence-specific DNA binding; DNA-binding transcription factor activity, RNA polymerase II-specific
Source: RefSeq, a predicted model, not a curated record